Messenger RNA from Laccaria bicolor S238N-H82, 276 nucleotides. RefSeq lists its product as uncharacterized. The transcript has a single exon. Bases 1 to 276 code for a protein of 91 amino acids. The record is from RefSeq and is a predicted model, not a curated record. Lineage: Eukaryota; Fungi; Basidiomycota; Agaricomycetes; Agaricales; Hydnangiaceae.
AUGUCUGACGAGAUCGCUCAAGAGGACGAAGAAGCAGAAGACUACGAUCUCGAAUCUAUUCAACUUCGUUCUCAACAACGCGAUGAUGAUGAUGACGCCGCCACCCUUGUUGGGGGGAGACCCGGUGGGCCAGAUACAAUCUCUGAAGAUCACGUCGUUUUUGAGAUUGGCGACGAGGAUGACGAGGAUGACGAUGCGUCAAAAAAGCGCAGGGCAAAUCGUUUGUCGGGUGAAGAUCACGGGGGGGAAGAUGAGCGUCAGGGCUUGAUCAGAUAG